Messenger RNA from Spinacia oleracea (spinach), 2997 nucleotides. Its product is annotated as pyrophosphate-energized vacuolar membrane proton pump. The transcript is spliced from 8 exons. Gene Ontology annotation, cellular component: membrane. Gene Ontology annotation, molecular function: diphosphate hydrolysis-driven proton transmembrane transporter activity; inorganic diphosphate phosphatase activity. Bases 270 to 2564 code for a protein of 764 amino acids. The record is from RefSeq and is a predicted model, not a curated record. NCBI's taxonomy places the organism in Eukaryota, Viridiplantae, Streptophyta, Magnoliopsida, Caryophyllales, Amaranthaceae. Gene Ontology annotation, biological process: proton transmembrane transport.
ACCCAACUUCCUAUCAUCACCACCGUCAAAUCCAACGGCCUAAAGUUAAUUCCCCACAGUAACCUCACUACACCUUACAACACCCAAUCUCACCCCUCAUAAUUUCUCACACACUAUAAAAACUCACUCCACUCUCUUACUCACACUGUCAACACUCCUAAACACAGUGUCUUAGCUGCCGUCGUUGUCGUACUUGUUUUGUGUGUUGAUUGCCGGAGUUUCGGCGAUUUUUAGGGUUCCGGCGAGAAGUUAAGGUUUCGUUGAACGAAAUGAUUCCAGAUCUAGUUACACAGAUCGUGAUUCCGGCGUGCGCCGUCGUCGGUAUCGUAUUUUCUCUUGUUCAAUGGUUUAUUGUCGCUAAAGUUAAGGUCUCGUCGGAAAGACACGUCAACAACGGCGGAAGUGCUAAGAAUGGAUAUCAUGAGUACUUGAUUGAGGAAGAAGACGGUGUUAAUGACCAAAAUGUCGUCGCUAAAUGCGCCGAAAUUCAAAACGCCAUUUCUGAAGGGGCAACGUCUUUUCUAUACACGGAAUAUCAGUAUGUUGGAGUGUUCAUGGUUGCAUUUGCUGUCCUCAUUUUCCUCUUUUUGGGAUCAGUGGAAGGCUUUAGUACCGAAAGCCAAGCAUGCACGUACAACCCCUUCAAGAAGUGCAAGCCUGCAUUGGCUACGGCUCUCUUUAGCACUGUGUCUUUCGUGCUCGGUGCUGUCACUUCUGUCAUCUCUGGUUUUCUAGGAAUGAAGAUUGCUACCUUUGCCAAUGCAAGGACAACCUUGGAAGCUAGGAAGGGGGUUGGUAAGGCAUUUAUUGUUGCAUUCAGAUCUGGUGCUGUUAUGGGUUUCCUCCUUGCAGCAAAUGGCCUAUUGGUCCUCUAUGUUACCAUUAAUUUGUUCAAGCUGUACUACGGCGAUGAUUGGGAAGGCCUAUUUGAGGCUAUUACUGGUUAUGGUCUUGGAGGUUCUUCAAUGGCCCUUUUUGGUAGAGUUGGGGGAGGUAUUUAUACUAAAGCUGCUGAUGUAGGUGCUGAUCUAGUAGGAAAGAUUGAAAGGAACAUCCCAGAAGAUGAUCCAAGAAACCCAGCUGUGAUCGCUGACAACGUUGGUGACAAUGUUGGUGAUAUAGCUGGGAUGGGGUCUGAUCUUUUUGGUUCAUAUGCUGAAUCAUCCUGUGCUGCCCUUGUUGUUGCCUCUAUAUCCUCCUUUGGCAUCAACCAUGAGUUUACUGCCAUGUGUUAUCCUCUACUUGUCAGUUCGAUGGGGAUCAUAGUUUGUUUGAUCACAACUCUCUUUGCUACCGAUUUCUUUGAAAUUAAAGAGGUCAACGAAAUUGAGCCAGCACUGAAGAAGCAGCUUAUUAUUUCAACUGUUCUUAUGACUGUCGGUGUUGCAAUUGUCACUUGGCUUGCUGUUCCAUCCACUUUCACCAUUUUCAACUUUGGCACUCAAAAGGUCGUCCAAAAUUGGCAACUUUUCCUAUGUGUGUGUGUUGGUCUUUGGGCUGGACUCAUCAUUGGCUUCGUGACAGAGUACUACACCAGUAAUGCAUACAGUCCUGUGCAAGACGUUGCUGAUUCCUGCCGAACAGGAGCUGCCACAAAUGUUAUAUUUGGUUUGGCCUUGGGUUACAAAUCUGUCAUCAUCCCCAUCUUUGCUAUAGCUCUCAGCAUCUAUGUCAGUUUCAGCUUUGCUGCCAUGUAUGGUAUUGCUGUUGCGGCCCUUGGAAUGCUGAGCACCAUUGCCACUGGUCUUGCGAUUGAUGCUUAUGGUCCAAUUAGUGAUAACGCUGGAGGUAUUGCUGAGAUGGCAGGGAUGAGCCCCCGAAUCCGUGAGAGAACAGAUGCCCUUGAUGCAGCUGGGAAUACGACUGCUGCUAUUGGGAAGGGGUUUGCUAUAGGAUCUGCUGCUCUGGUCUCCUUAGCUCUUUUUGGUGCUUUUGUCAGUCGCGCAUCUAUUUCAACCGUUGAUGUGUUGACCCCCAAAGUUUUCAUUGGUUUGCUUGUCGGUGCCAUGCUUCCUUACUGGUUCUCUGCCAUGACCAUGAAGAGUGUGGGUAGCGCUGCUCUUAAGAUGGUUGAGGAAGUUCGCAGGCAGUUCAACACUAUCGAGGGUUUGAUGGAAGGAACUGCUAAACCUGACUAUGCCAAUUGUGUUAAGAUCUCUACUGAUGCAUCUAUUAAAGAGAUGAUUCCCCCUGGUGCCUUGGUCAUGCUCACUCCACUCAUUGUUGGAACCUUCUUUGGUGUUGAGACUCUUUCUGGUGUUCUGGCUGGAUCCCUUGUUUCUGGAGUCCAGAUAGCAAUUUCCGCCUCCAACACUGGUGGUGCAUGGGACAAUGCCAAGAAGUACAUCGAGGCCGGUGCUUCGGAGCAUGCAAGGACUCUUGGGCCAAAGGGGUCUGAUCCACACAAGGCAGCAGUCAUUGGUGAUACCAUUGGCGACCCGCUCAAGGACACAUCGGGCCCUUCGUUGAACAUUUUGAUCAAACUUAUGGCUGUUGAGUCACUUGUUUUCGCUCCAUUCUUUGCAACUCACGGUGGUUUGCUUUUCAAGAUCUUCUCGAGUUAAUUUUCGAGAAUCUCUUGUGGUGAAUGAAUGAGAAGAGCUUCACUUGAGCAGGUUCCGUUGUUAUCAGUUCUAUCAAAGCCGGUUUUUUCCCCGAUCAUUUGGGUUUUGUCUGUUAAUUUUGGUAGUCAUUGAUAUAUAAUUGUUAUCAAUUGUCAUGAAAGUAGGAGUGCUAAUGCACUUUGAGUCUAGAGGUAAGAAAGGCAAAUUGUUAUAUUUUUGUUGUAGAAAAGGUUGAUCCAUCAACCGCAAAUGUUAAGUGUAUGAGCAUUUUGCACUUGAAGAGUCUAGAGGAAAGGAAGUAGAUGGCGAAUUGUUAUACUUGUUGUAGGAAGGUUGAUCCAUCAACCGCAAAUGUUGUGUUGUAUACCGCAAAUGUUAUGUGGGCAUAAUGUUGCCAUUUUGUCAAGGUUAUAAUUUUGUUGUCCUCUUGUUA